Messenger RNA from Scleropages formosus (Asian bonytongue), 1642 nucleotides. Its product is annotated as apoptotic chromatin condensation inducer in the nucleus-like. Lineage: Eukaryota; Metazoa; Chordata; Actinopteri; Osteoglossiformes; Osteoglossidae. Gene Ontology annotation, molecular function: RNA binding. The record is from RefSeq and is a predicted model, not a curated record. The coding region runs from base 77 to 1642 and encodes 521 amino acids. The transcript has 5 exons. Gene Ontology annotation, cellular component: precatalytic spliceosome; ASAP complex. Gene Ontology annotation, biological process: RNA splicing.
CGACUUACCUGUGACGUGGGCCGGGGAAGGCGCUGCGGCGCCCGGGCUCGCGCUGGAGAGCGAGGGGGAACGCAAAAUGGCGGAGCUCGAAGACGUAACGCUGGAUGGGAAGCCGCUUCAUUCGCUCCGGGUGGCGGAUUUGAAAGCCGCCUUGGAGCAGCGGGGUCUUCCCAAAAGCGGGCAGAAAAAUGCACUUAUUAAGCGACUAAAGGGGGCUCUGAUGCUGGAGAACCUGCAGAGAACCUCCACUCCACACAUUGGGCUCCAGCCCAAUUCUCAGAUGGGGGAGGAAAUGAGCCAGAACAGCUUUAUAAAGCAGUACCUGGCCAAGCAGCAGGAGCUCCUCAGGCAGCGGCUGGAGCGGGAGGCUCGGGAGGCUGCUGAAGCGGACGGUGAAAAGCAAAAUACGGACAGUGCCGUAGCACCCGAAGAGGAAGACCACACAGAGGGUAACAACAUCGCUUCCUGUCCAGUAGAGGAGCAGCCCUCAUUGUCCUCACGUACCAUGUUUGGUCAGCCAGAAGAUGACGACGGGGAUGAAACGAUGACCCAGGACGUCGAUCGAGCCAAAGAAGACAUGGAAACUGCCAUACCUUCUGCUCCCCUGUCACACCGCAGGGCACUGAUACAACACGCCUCAGAGAGACAAACAGAAGCGCCCUCUGCCUUCAGUUCACUUGCCCCUGAACCUGGACCCCAGGAGGCCCCUGAGGUCCCCAGAGGCAGAGCUCACCGCUCCUCCUCCAGCCGCUUGAGUCAUGAGGAGCCUUCGACACUGGAGGCAGCCACAGGAGCUGCUCCACCCCGUGCUGUAGCCUCUCUGUCUGUCCGUGUCGUUGGGGACCAUGCAAAGGAGGGCUCUGCCCAAUCGGGGUCUGCUUCACCCCAUUCCACUCCGCAGCUUGGCCGGUCUGCCCGGGGAUCUGGAUUCGGGCAGGACGAAAGCGAGGAAGAAGAUGACAGCGAUGAGGAUGAAGACUGGGGUGUUGGGGCUGCCAGGAGGGGUGCCGGUCGAGGCCAGCCCCACAGCAACCUGCAGUCGUUGCGAGAGAGAUCCAGGCGUAAACAACUGCCCCCACAGCAUAUACCCCCACCGCAACUACCCCAUCAGGCCCCGCUACAGCUGCGGCAACCCACUCCCCCACCAUCUCCUCCACCUGAGUUGUCCUUCCCGUUGCCUGACACACCAAAACAGAGCCCUCCUGGCCUGGAUGAGCCUGAGGGGGCAGCAGCUGCUGCAGCAGCAGGAAGUGCAGAGAGGGUGGGAUCGCCCCCCUCUCUUCAGCGCCAGGAGAGUAGCUCGAGUUCCGGCAGCUCUGGUUCCAGCAGUCCAGAACCUUCUCAUCAGCGUGGGCCUGGCCCGCUCACCCUCCUGGCCCUUAAGAUGGAGUCUGAGGGGGCAUUUGCCAGGGGACGAGAACGCAGCCGCUCCGAGGAUGACGAGCAGAAAACCGGUGCCCCUGAUGCCGGAGAAUCUGCCUCCCCGGCUUUGGAAUCCCCAGGUGAAGGGCGCCAAGAGAGAACAGCACCCCCGGUCAUACAUGCUGGAAGUGUAGAUUCUCAGUCGCCGUCCCCUGCUGACAUUCCCACUGUACACGGGAGGAAGAGCGAGGCAACGAUGAUGUUCGCUGCAAAGAUCUGA